Coprinopsis cinerea okayama7#130 is the source of this 1371-nucleotide messenger RNA. RefSeq lists its product as hypothetical. The record is from RefSeq and is a predicted model, not a curated record. The transcript is spliced from 2 exons. Bases 1 to 1371 code for a protein of 456 amino acids. Lineage: Eukaryota; Fungi; Basidiomycota; Agaricomycetes; Agaricales; Psathyrellaceae.
AUGGAGGCGCCGAGCAUUGUCAUUCCGGAAAUUCUGCACCAGAUCGUUGACUAUGUUGUCGAAUACGAGCCAUUUCUAUCUGGGAGACGACACAAACGAUUACAAUUGCAAUCGGCCGCCACUCUGGUAGCAUUGGCCUCCACCUCGCGAAUUUUCAGCGAGAUUGCUGUCAGGACCAUUUGGGAGUCCAUACCUCAUCUCGGUGUGGUCUUGGCACUCAUACCGGAAGAUGCUCGACAAAUCCAAAUAGAGCUCCCUUCCGAAUCCCUCCUCACCGAAUAUACUUUGGAGAUAACAAGGGACCUUGGGGCAAAGGAUCUCUGUCGCAUAAUUUACUAUGCUCCGUUUAUCAAGGAAAUCGGGCGCUUUGGCUCCCCAUCGGUCCCAGAAAAUUCGUUCGAUGUACCUUUGGGCUUGGUUUCCGAAGUCAAGGUCAAAGGCAUCCUCCCGACGAUACAGAGGAUGAUUUCGCCCUCCCAACCGCUCUUCCCUAACGUAACCGCGGUACAAUGUGACGCCAUAAGCCUGCGUGCCGCCUCAGGGGACAUCCGACUACUCAACGUCGCCUCCCUCCGUCGACUUGACGCAAACCUCACCCACCAGUUGCGGUUCCUUUCGACCUGUAACGAGGCAAUCAUCAAUAUCAACUCGAAAGCCCGGAUACACUCGCUCGCGUUGGCCUACCCAGGCGAAGACACGCCAAUGGCGGACGCACCUGUGCUAAUCCCUAUUCAAACCCUCCUCCUCAACUUCGAACAUCUCGUUGAACUGGCUACAGGAAAGAUUCCCAUUGGGACGGGUGUCUUGAACCAUCUGGCGCAGCUUCCUACCUUGCGGCGAUUGGACAUGUGGCUGGCACAGCGAUGGCAAAUCGCGGCGCUUGGGGGUAAAGGGCAGUUUAAUCACUCUCCGGAAACUUCAACUUUGAUCCCAUCGUCGAAAAUUCCCUGCUCCCGUCCAUUCCCUUCCCUACAGACGCUCAUCAUCCGCACCUUCUCCCUCCCCGACGUCAUCGAGCUUGUCAUUCCGUUGGUCGCCACGGCACCGCUCUCUACCUUGAAAACAGAGUUUUAUGUCACAGGGCAGGAAGAGGGCGACGUGACCCCCAAGAUCGACCCGUUCGUUGAAGGUCUUUCGCUGCCGCGGCUAGAACAUUUAUCGGUGACAUCCCGUGGGCAUUACAAGGUUCGCUAUUACAGAGACACCCGCUUCUACGUGACACCGGAGACAUUGGAGCCCCUCCGUCGGCUUAACGGACUUCGUACACUUGCCAUUUCACCUGGAGUCAAGGUUGGGUUUGUUGAAACUCCCGAUAACCUAGACGAAUGUCGUAAACACUGGCCACACAUGAGCCAUAUAGUUCUGGAGUAG